Molossus molossus (Pallas's mastiff bat) is the source of this 992-nucleotide messenger RNA. Its product is annotated as ubiquitin carboxyl-terminal hydrolase isozyme L3-like. Gene Ontology annotation, biological process: protein deubiquitination; ubiquitin-dependent protein catabolic process. NCBI's taxonomy places the organism in Eukaryota, Metazoa, Chordata, Mammalia, Chiroptera, Molossidae. Gene Ontology annotation, cellular component: cytoplasm. Gene Ontology annotation, molecular function: cysteine-type deubiquitinase activity. The transcript has a single exon. Bases 1 to 885 code for a protein of 294 amino acids. The record is from RefSeq and is a predicted model, not a curated record.
AUGGAGCGCCAGCGCUGGCUGCCACUGGAGACCAACCCCGAGGUCACCAACCAGUUUCUCAAACAAUUAGGUCUACAUCCUAACUGGCAGUUUGUUGAUGUAUAUGGAAUGGAUCCUGAACUCCUUAGCAUGGUACCCAGACCAGUGUGUGCAGUGUUACUUCUCUUCCCAAUUACAGAAAAGUAUGAAGUAUUCAGAACAGAAGAGGAAGAAAAAAUAAAAUCUCAAGGACAAGAUGUUACAUCAUCAGUAUAUUUCAUGAAGCAAACAAUCAGUAAUGCCUGUGGAACCAUUGGACUGAUCCAUGCUAUUGCCAACAAUAAAGACAAGAUGCAUUUUGAAUCUGGAUCAACCUUGAAAAAAUUCCUGGAGGAGUCUGUGUCAAUGAGCCCUGAAGAACGAGCCAGAUACCUGGAGAACUAUGACGCUAUUCGAGUUACUCAUGAGACCAGUGCCCAUGAAGGUCAGACUGAGUCCUCCUCGCCAUCCUCAUCACAGCCUCAUUGUAGCCACUGCAGAACGAAGGCCUCAUCAUUGUGUCACCAUGCAUCCCUGCCCUGGGUCAAACAUAACCAUGUAGACCCUGCAAAGGCUACCAGUCCAUCUCUCCGUCUUCGUCGCUGGCGACCCUUCUUACGCCUACCAUCUUUGGGUCUCCAUUCUGUUGCACCAAGUAUAGAUGAAAAAGUAGAUCUUCAUUUUAUUGCAUUAGUUCAUGUAGAUGGGCAUCUCUAUGAAUUAGAUGGACGGAAACCAUUUCCAAUUAACCAUGGUGAAACUAGCGAUGAAACGUUAUUAGAGGAUGCCAUAGAGGUUUGCAAGAAGUUUAUGGAACGUGACCCUGAUGAACUGAGAUUCAAUGCUAUUGCUCUUUCUGCAGUGUAAUGUGUUCGUAAUGGAAACACCAAAUACUGUAUUAUCAGCAACAAAAAUUCAAUGUCUGCUGCCAUACACUAACUAAAAAUUUUUGAUAUUUUCAUUAACUUGACUGA